AUGUACCGUUCAGGAAGAGCAACUCCGACCUCAAGACCCAGCUUCCCAGACCUCAAACGACCGGCAUCCGCCAGAGGAUAUAGACCUCAGCUGCCUAUGAUCUCGUCUUCGAGACCAUCCUCCAGUAUGGGCUCCAGGCCUUCCACUCCCACUUUCAGACCAGAACCAUAUACGGGCUCGAUUUCCGUCAGCAUUAGGCCAAAUCCACAUACCAGCAGCGCCGGCCUGAACCAGGUUUGGCAAAUUGAAGAAUACUCCAACACCAUCACCAAUGCCCAGGACAAUUCCUCCUACACCUUCGAUAACGUGUUCGGGCCUUCGCUAGACGUCUCCAACAGGACGGUCUACAAUCGUUCAUGUGCACAUCUUGUGAACAAAUUUCUUCAUGAGGGCUACAACUCCACGCUUUUCGCCUAUGGUAUGACAGGUUCAGGCAAGACCUACUCGAUGCGUGGUGACGACCAUGACCCGGGCUUUGUUCGUUUGGCUAUCGACGACAUUUUCACCAAAAUCGACUCUCCCAACCUGGGCUGCUCCUAUGCUCUCUCGGUGACCUACCUUGAGAUUUACAACGAGAAGAUCGUGGACCUUUUAGCCAACGGUGGUACGGCAAUGGGCUCUCACGCUGAGCUCAAAAUCAGAGACGAUCCUGACUAUGGCGUGAAGAUCAUGGGUGUCUGCAGCCCGACCGUAUCGUCCAAACAGUCCUUGCUUCAGCUUAUAAAAGCUGGUGACAUGAAACGUAAGACAUCUGCCACAGACUACAACGCUAGACUGUCUCGGUCCCACGCUAUUUUGCAAUUGCGUCUCCACACGGUAGACAUGGCUAUGAACACUGAGCACAAGGCAACCCUUUCACUCUGUGACUUGGCUGGUUCCGAAAGGGCCACUCUGUGUGCUGAGAGAAGAAAAGAGGGUUCUUUCAUCAACAAGUCACUUCUUGCGCUUUCAACUGUCAUCAACAAAUUGUCGCUAGCAUCCACCUCCGGCAGCAUGGACCACAUCCCUUAUAGAGACUCGAAGCUCACAAGGCUUCUCCAGCCUUCCCUCUCUGGGCUGGCACUAAUUCUGAUUCUAUGUAAUGUCCAUUUGGGCCUGGGGCAGUCUGCUCUCACUCAGCAGUUUGUCACGGAAACAACCAACACUCUUAGAUUUGCAGCCAGAGCUAAGGAUAUCGUGUUGCUGGUGAAAGCAAGUCACAAGCUGUCGAUUGGUGAUGCCGAGGCCCAGAGAUUGAUAGAUGAUUUAAGAAGGCAGGUGGAAUCGCAGAAGAACGAACUCACCCUUCUCAAGUUGCACUCGAACAUGCAACCUGUGGGACUGGAACCAUCUAGCGACUCCUCUGUGGCUCAACUCCAGGGAGAAAUCAAGGUUCUCAAUGAACGAAUCGAGCAUCUCAACCGCCUUUCGGACUUGAACAAAACGGAGGUGGUCCUUCUACGAAACGAUGCCUUGAACGACAUUCUCGGCAUGGAUAUUGACAAGACCUCUCAACAAAUGAUGAUGGCGAACCUUGAGGAUUUCUACAAGCGCUUGACGCAUGAAAUGGAGCAGUACAAGCAAUAUAAUGCCACAUUAGAAAAUCAGCUCCGCGCUGCUCAUCAACAGCUAGCGGCUGUUGCAAUGUCAGAGAAUAAUAAAGCUGAAAGACUAUCCGAUAAACGUUAUGAUUCAAUUGUUAGACUGCAAGAGGAAGAGAUACAACUGCUCAAAGAGACGCUUCGUGAUAAGGAUCACAUAAUUCAAGGACUUACAAAAACCACUAAACUUCGCCGUCUUGUGGACUCGUCGAACUCAAACGCUGUUCCCUCGGUUGACUACAUCAAAAGACCCACCGUUCCUCAAGCGGUUGAAAGUCCAGACAAAGAGAAUGUGGUGAGUGAGAUCCGUCAGUUUAGAUUGAGCCCGAAGAAGCCAACACUUCCUCGCUUUAAUUAG
Messenger RNA from Candidozyma duobushaemuli, 1938 nucleotides. It is a transcript of the gene KIP2, whose product is annotated as Kip2p. Gene Ontology annotation, biological process: microtubule-based movement. The transcript has a single exon. Bases 1 to 1938 code for a protein of 645 amino acids. The record is from RefSeq and is a predicted model, not a curated record. NCBI's taxonomy places the organism in Eukaryota, Fungi, Ascomycota, Pichiomycetes, Serinales, Metschnikowiaceae. Gene Ontology annotation, molecular function: microtubule motor activity; ATP binding; microtubule binding.